Melozone crissalis (California towhee) is the source of this 2228-nucleotide messenger RNA. It is a transcript of the gene STEAP2, whose product is annotated as STEAP2 metalloreductase. Gene Ontology annotation, cellular component: plasma membrane; endosome. Bases 78 to 1547 code for a protein of 489 amino acids. The transcript is spliced from 5 exons. The record is from RefSeq and is a predicted model, not a curated record. Lineage: Eukaryota; Metazoa; Chordata; Aves; Passeriformes; Passerellidae. Gene Ontology annotation, biological process: copper ion import. Gene Ontology annotation, molecular function: cupric reductase (NADH) activity; ferric-chelate reductase (NADPH) activity.
GCGAGGAGGAGCGGCGGCGGCGCGGUGCUCCUGGCGGGCGGGCGGAGAAAUCAUUGUAGGUUUGGUGUCUUGGAAGCAUGGAAACAAUCUCUAUGAUGGGGAGUCCCAAGAACCUCAAUGAAACUUUUCUGCCAAAUGCUGCCAAUGGCAUCAAGGAUGCCAGUAAAGUCACAGUAGGCAUCAUUGGAAGUGGAGACUUCGCCAAGUCCUUGACAAUCAGACUCAUCAGAUGUGGGUACCACGUGGUCGUAGGGAGCAGAAACCCUAAACAUGCUGCUGAUUUCUUUCCCCAUGUGGUUGAUGUCACUCACCAUGAAGAUGCAGUGGCUAAAACAAACAUCAUUUUUGUAGCCAUACACAGAGAACAUUACACCUCUUUGUGGGAUCUCAAACAUUUACUUGUUGGUAAAAUUCUGAUUGAUGUCAGCAAUAAUACAAGAGUAGACCAAUAUCCAGACUCCAAUGCAGAGUAUUUGGCAUCACUUUUUCCUGAUUCCCUAAUUGUCAAAGGAUUCAAUGUCAUUUCAGCAUGGUCACUGCAGUUAGGACCAAAAGAUGCCAGCAGACAGGUCUAUAUAUGCAGUAACCAUGUUCAGGCUCGCCAUCAAGUUAUUGAGCUUGCCCGUCAGCUCGGUUUCAUUCCUCUUGAUUUGGGGGCACUGUCAUCUUCAAGGGAGAUUGAAAACCUGCCUCUGCGCCUGUUCACCCUGUGGAAGGGGCCUGUACUCAUUGCCAUUAGCCUGGCAACGUUUUUCUUCAUCUAUUCCUUUGUCAGAGAUGUCAUCCAUCCCUACAUGAGAAAUCAGCAGAGUGACUUUUACAAGAUUCCCAUUGAGAUUGUCAACAAGACCCUGCCAAUUGUUGCUAUCACUUUGCUUUCUCUAGUGUAUUUAUCAGGACUCAUUGCAGCUGCUUAUCAGCUGUACUAUGGCACGAAGUACCGGCGCUUUCCCCCUUGGCUGGACAGCUGGCUCCAGUGUCGGAAGCAGCUUGGGCUGCUCAGCUUUUUCUUUGCCACAGUGCACGUGGUGUACAGCCUCUGCUUGCCUAUGAGGAGAUCAGAGAGGUACUUGUUCCUCAACAUGGCAUAUCAACAGGUUCAUGCAAAUGUUGAAAAUUCUUGGAAUGAGGAAGAAGUGUGGCGAAUUGAAAUGUAUAUCUCCUUUGGAAUAAUGAGUCUUGGAUUGCUUUCCUUGCUGGCAGUAACUUCCAUCCCUUCAGUAAACAGUGCCUUAAACUGGAGGGAGUUCAGUUUUAUUCAGUCUACACUUGGAUACAUUGCUCUGCUUAUAAGUACUUUCCAUGUACUGAUUUAUGGAUGGAAGAGAGCUUUUGAAGAAGAGUAUUACAGAUUUUAUACACCACCAAAUUUUGUUCUUGCCCUUGUUCUGCCUUCCAUUGUAAUUGUAGGUAAGAUCAUCGUACUUUUGCCAUGUGUAAGUAGAAAACUGAGGAGAAUUCGAAGAGGAUGGGAGAAAAGCCACGUUAUAGAAGAAGUAAGUGGGUCUGUUCCACAUCUCUCCCCAGAAAGGAUAACUGUAAUGUGAUGAUAUUUGUUAACACUGUUGUACAUGUUUGGGCUUUGGGUUUUUUUGUCUAUGUCAAAUAAAUUUUUAGGAUUUAGUUAAGUAGGAGUCUUUGUAAAGUCUCUUGCUUGACAUAUAGUACAAGCUCUUAACCAAACUAUGAGAAGUUUAUAACUAGAAGACAACUAUUUCUGAUAACUACAAAAAUAUUUUUGUUUUAGAUUACAGAGGGCAGAUGAUUAUGAAAUAAAAAAAAAUAAUGUUCCUUUGCACAGUUAUAUCACAAUAAUAUUUUAUUAGAACCAGGCUUUACAGAUAUUUUUUUGCCUUAGAGUAUAUGUGUCAGAGUGCUGCUUAUUAAUAUGACAUUUUCUGGGCAGUGUUUUUCUAUUAAAACCACAUUUCUGGGGUUAAUGAGUUCAGAAUAUAAAGUAAAUUAUUUAGGAAAUAACUAGGGUUUGAAAGAAAUUAAUUUGUAAUGAUCACAGAGUAGUUUGAAUUGGAAGGGCCCUUAAGACCAGUAAGUUCCAAUGCCCCUGUCAUGGGCCUUGACAACUUUCACUAGACCAAGUUACUCAAAGCCCCAUCCACCCUGGCCUUGAACACUUCCAGGGAUGGGGCAUUCGCAACUUCUCUGGACACCCUCUGCUAGUGCCUCACCACCCUCAUAAAGAAUUUCAUCCAAAAAUCUAAAUCUAAACU